Adineta steineri is the source of this 804-nucleotide messenger RNA. The record is from the annotation of a GenBank genome assembly. Lineage: Eukaryota; Metazoa; Rotifera; Eurotatoria; Adinetida; Adinetidae.
AUGGUACCAAUAAAAAAAGCAGCAAGUGAUACACAUUUACAUCAUCAUAAAUCAAUAUCAGUAUUAUUACCAUUAGAUCCUAAUUUAUCCAGAAACUCAAAUAAUAUAUCAUCAAGACAAAAAAGUCAUAAUUAUUCGUUUGAAAAAUCAAUUGAUGAUAAAUAUGAAAUAUUCUCGAAUAAUAAUUUAAUAAGUACACAUUUUCCAAUAGCAAAUAUACAGCAAGAUACGAUAGUGGUUAGUAAAACAUCAUCAUCAUCUCAAUUACCAACAGUACCUAAACAAGCAGGUACAUUUAUUCAUCGUCUUGUUAAUAAACUUUUUUCCAUAAGUAAUACAAAUCAAAGUAAAAAAAAUGUAUCUCGUUUGAAACGAAUACAACAUGUACAAACGAAUACGAAUAUAUUAAAUACGAGAAAUAUAUCGGAUGAUAGUCAUACAUAUUUAAAUAUUUCAUCGAAAAAAAGAAAACGACGACAACAACAAUGUUCAAAACCAAUGACUAAUAAUAAAAAUUGUGCUGUAUGCCGAAAAUAUCGAAAUCAUUUUGCAUCUUCAUCCAUCAGUAAAAUACAAUCUUUACCUAAACAUUCUUCUGAUUGUACAUCUCAAUCACCUGUAAUAUUUAAUAGUAAUGCAACAACAACUCAAAAUCAUCAAUUAACUUUAACCACUGAACCAUCUGUAACAUUAAUUAAAACACAAUUAGAAAAAAAACAAACUUCAUUGAACAGAUCACAAUGUCAAGUAAUUGCUUCAGCAGUCGAACUCAUAUUUGAUACAUUAAUAUCAAAUUAUCAAUAA